This is a messenger RNA of Tympanuchus pallidicinctus (lesser prairie-chicken), 5143 nucleotides long. RefSeq names its product maestro heat-like repeat-containing protein family member 6. Gene Ontology annotation, cellular component: cytoplasm. The record is from RefSeq and is a predicted model, not a curated record. The transcript is spliced from 22 exons. NCBI's taxonomy places the organism in Eukaryota, Metazoa, Chordata, Aves, Galliformes, Phasianidae. The coding region runs from base 503 to 2785 and encodes 760 amino acids.
CAGGAGGAGGAUCCUCUGAGCUGUAUCCGUGCUGGCUGCACACGCAGACCCCAGACAGAGUCACAGAAGCUGAGCUUUCUGGCCUCCGUCCGUGCUGUCUGCGAAGCGGAGGACUGCGGUGCCCAUUACCGGCUGUGCGUCUGCCCUCUGGAGGUGGCGCAGUGCAUUGAGGCGCUGCUGCAGGAGGAGCCCGCCGAGCGCCUGGACACGGAGCUGCGGCAGCUGGCCAUGAGCGCCGUCGCCGCCAUGAGGUACCGCCCAGCCCAGCGCCGGCCAACGUGGUGGCACCGGUCCCGGCCGGGGGCCCUGAGCGGGGCAGGCAGCGGGGCGCAGGGUGCCGAGCGGAGCAUCGCGCCUUUGCCCUCUCUCCCCUUACAGCAGCGCGUGGCCGCUUCCGGAGGAGCGGAAGAGCGGCCUCCUGCGUGCCUGCCUCAGCAGCGUCCUGCGCCUCCCUCGCCACGAGGACGCGAAGGACCUGGGCGCUGCGCUCUACACGGAGACCAUGGAAGCCCUGCACCGCCUGCUGCAGGGGCUGGUGGGCAGCGCAGGCACCUCUGUCCUCAUGGAGCUGCAGAACAUCUUGGAGCUCCUGCUGCCCUUCACCACGUGCCAGCUGGCGGCCGUGGAGGAGAGGGCCGUGGCGUGCAUUGGCAGGCUGCUCGCCUUCAGCAACACCUGCUCCUUGCCCAAGGUGUGCUCCUGCUUCAUGGGAGCCGUGGUGCUCCGGCAUCACUGCACAGAGAACCAACGCUUCCCUGUGCUGGGGAAGUUGGCUGAACACCUCAUCCAUGGAGCUGCAGCACAGGAUGAGGGGACCAGAGAUGAGGCGAUGAAGGCUAUCCGUCAGCUUUUCAUUUUCAUCACCUCCCAGAGAAUGUGGCUGUGGCAGAAGGAUCCCAAGAACUCACAACUUUGGGAGUGCCAGCAAAUGUUGCUCCACCAGGAGGUUUCCCAAGAGAACCGAGCCAGAAAUAUCUUUGAGAUGUUCCUGAAAUACCUUCAGUACCCUGAAAAGGUGAGCAUCUUCCUCACAGCCAUUGAGAGCAUGACAGCGCCGAGCCUGCACAGCACCGAGCUGGCUGCCCACAUGGUGGAUGUGCUCGCAGCAGAGGCUCGCUUCCCUCCAGGGCAGGUGCGAAAGAUUGUGAAGACGAUCUACGGCAGCCUGCCUUCCAUCGAAGCUGAGCCGGCUCUCGAAAGCCUGGGCAGAGCCCUGCUCGUGCUGGCCGGCAAACACCCGAGGGAGAUGGUUAGCAGCCUGCUGGGCUGCUCCCCCACCUGCACCAGUGUCACCGUCACCAUGUGGAGGGAAAUGCUCUCGGAGCCCUCAGCUGUGGAGAAGGUGCUGCAGGAGCUGCUCCAAGUGCUCACAAACCAUUCUCUGCGACACACAUCCCCAUCCAUCGAGGACUGGCCACGUGUCCUCGCCCUAGCUCAGGCAGCGAGGACCAUCCCUGAGAUACUCCAGCUGCCUCUUGUCAUGAAGGAGGCCGAGGCCAUUUUCCCCCAGCUCUUCCUGGCCCUCCUCCUGCAAGUGUCCUUCACCACGGAGCUGACACUGCAGGAGGUGGAAAUCUUUUGGGGGGAGCACCGGCAGCACCAGCUCACUCCCAUCAGGUCCGCGGUGCAGGCCUUGAAGGUGCUGCUCUGCAGCGUGGGCCUCCAGAGGCAGAUGGAGGCCAUCCAGGAGCAGGGGGGCUGGGACGCGCUUCUCAGCACCGUCACCCACCUCCAGGGCGUGCAGGUGGUGGCCAGGGUGAUGAGGGAACUGCCUGGUGCUCUGCGUGACCCCAUCUUCCAUCAGCUGGUUGAGCUGCUUAGCACCAAGCUGUGCUCCUGGGAGAUGGUGGCCAUGGUCUUCCUCGUUGAGAUGCUGGAGGGCGUGGACCCCAGUGAAGAGCUGCACCGCGUCGUGAGCCUCUUCAACACCUGUCUGCAGAGCCAGAGCGUGGGCACGCAGCAGCUGGUGCUCAGGAGCAUCCUGGAGCUCAGCAAGAGGCCGGACGCGGCGAGGAAAAUGCUCGGCCUGCUGCCGUGCAUCAUGGAGCAGCUGCAGGAUGCAGACAGCGGCGCCCGCGCCGUGGCCCUGCCAGUGCUCAGCACCCUGCUGCGGCUCCUGGAGAGGGGGAAGCUCAGCAUCGUGGCUCUGGAGCUGGCCGCCAAUCUCCCAGCGCUUUUUGAGGACGAGUCCGGCACGGUGCGCCAGCUCUCCAUGCACCUCUUCCUCGACACGCUGAGCUUUGUGGAGGGCAGAGAGAAGAGGAAGAUGCGGAAGGAGGUGUACAGGAGCCUGGUCCCGCUGUAUCUGCACCUGCACGACGAGGAAGAGAGCGUGGCCAAGGCCUCCCAGAAAGCCUUCCUUGGUGCCACGCGGUUCCUGCGCUGGAGGCGGCUGCAGCGCCUGGCAGAGGUGGCGCAGUUCUGGCAGAUCGGCGAGUGCCUGCUGGUGGAGAGGAGGAAGAGCGCAGCACAGGACUACCUGGGCCAGAGCCUGCUCUACCUACAGAGCCCGCAGGAGCCCCUGCGGCGGGAGGCCGUGAGGUUCAUCGGACUCUUAGGGCAGCACAAGAGGGAUCAGCAGCAGGCUGAGAGAGAGAACAUCUACCAGGGCCUUCACAGUGUGCUGCGAGACCCCAGUGGAUCCAUAUCUUUGCAGUCCCUUCAGACGGCAUGGAUCCUGAGAGAGACAGGGCCACCACCACCAUCAGGCUUCGGCUUUUGGCAGCUUUUCUCCAGGCUCCACAGUGUGUGGCACUGGUGGCGCUCCUCACAGGCAGACAGCUGAGCGCCCUGGAAAUCUCCUGGCAUCUCCUCCUGCCCUCUGCUCAGCCCUGCUCCUUACGCAUCUCCUGCUCAGCUCUGCUCCUCGUGCAUCUCCUCCCACCUGCAGCUCAGCUCUGCUCCUUGUGCAUCUUCUCCUGUGCUGGCUCAGUACGUGAGCCUGAAGCUCAGGGUUGUGCAAAUCAGGCUUUGACCGUUAAAAACAGAGAUGGAGGUUUAGGCAAUAAAACAACAGCUUUGGAUUACCCAGAGUGAUGCUUUGAGCUCUCAAAAUGGCAGUUUGAUCCCCAAAAGAGACUUUGAGCCUUAAGAAUCAGGGUUUGGCCCCCAACAUGCAACUUCAGGCCUUCAAAAAGGGGGCUUGAGGCCACUUAGGACAUGCUGGGUCUGAAAAGAAUGAGAACCAAGAAUGGUUCUCUGAACUCAAAGCAGCAGAUUUGGUCUUACAGGAGAGACACUGGGCACUACAGAAGAGGCUCAGAGCACUACAACCGUGCCUUUGGGUCUGCAAAAAAAGCUAUCUGGAGACUGAGAAGAGGCUUUGUGCCCCAGAGACUAUGGUCUGCACCUCAACGUGUAGCCUUAGCCCUUAGAACCGGGUAUCUGGACUCUCCACCUCGGGGCGGAUCCCCAAAUGAUGCUUUGAUCCCUGAAAUUGGGUGUUUGGUUCUCUGAAAGGAGGCUUUUGGCCCUAAACUUCAGGCUCCUAGGAGGAGGAUUUGGGAGCUCAGAAAACAAAAAAAAAAACAAAAAAAAAAAGGAGUUUUCCUCUUGAGGAAAGCACUGGGAGCCUCAGAAUGUGGUUCUACAUCUUAAAAUGAAAUGGAGGGUCUUAAAACUAAAACUAAGGCACUGUACUGUGAAGGUGACAGCCUGGGACGUCCAAAGGAGCAUGUAAACAAUACAGUGACAUCUUUGGAUCCAAGACAGAGGCUCAGAGCCCUGAUGGACAAGGAUUCUGUAAUGAAAAAGGAGACCCUGAGCCCAAAACCUGAAGGUUUAGGUGACCUGAGUGUAUUUGGGUGCACCUAUCAUCCCAGGAGGUCAUGGCUCACCCCUGUGCAUCUCCACCUCAGCCUCACUGUUGUGGUGGGCAGCCACGCUGUUUUUGCCCUGCAGCACUCAGAGAAGAAACCUCACACAAGCAGUAUUCAUUUGUAUUACAGCACACACACACCCUACCACUGCUGAUCUAGGUCAUCUUGGAGGUCUUUGCCAACCACCGAGACGCUGUGAUUCUGUGAAUCGAGUCAUUUAUUGUAGCGAGAGGUAAUGAGCAGCAAGCAACAAAAAGUCAUGGGAACAGCCGAGCGCUUGGUUGGGACACUGCUGGAGCCACAGGCCCAGCAGCACUCAGGUGGGGCCAUGAAGGUGGACGUGUCGCCCAGUGCCUUCAGCAGCACCAACACGCCGGGUUCCAGCGGGGCUGCGUCCGGCACCGGGCCCCUCGCCCUGCGCUGGCUGCAAGAGCCUCCGCCCUGCUGCCUGGGUGCCCUCAGCCCCUGUGAGGUGUGAUGGCGUCACAGAGGGUGGCACGGAAUGGCCAUUGUGACACGCGGGGUGCAGAACAGAGCCAAGGCUGCGGGGCCCAGGCGGAGCUCAGUGCGACUUGGUGAGGUGAGCAGGGAGGAAGGGGCUGCCUGAGGCUGCCCAGGGAGGAGGGUUCCCCAGCGCUCGGGGCCGGAGCUGAGAACUCAGCCUCGUCCCGCUUCUCCCCUAGGUUGUCACGCGGAGGAGAAAGCCUGGUUUUGCUGGGACAGACACUCUGCGAGUGCUCGCCGUUUGUGCACAUGAUGUCCAAGGGGACAAAGAAGCCUGCCAGCUCAUGGCAGAUGGGUGAAACUUGCGUGCUCUGUGGUCAGGGAGAUGCUGACAAAGACAUCUAUGGGCGCAAACUGAUCAUCAGUGGGAUCUAUUUCCACCAGUUUUGUGCACUGUUUGUGGGUGGCCUUCUUCAAGGAGCAGCGAGACAGAAGAGAAAUGAUGACUUAAGCAGGAUUGAGAUUAUACGCACAAUCGUGCAGGCAGAGCAGACGGUGAGCACCAGACCGGAACAGGGAGCUUGGUGCCAGCGGAGGCACGGCUGAGCUUUGCCUGGUCUCAAGAACACAAUCCCGGCCCUUCCAGCCAGCCCCAAGAGAAAUCCCUGCUCUUGCAGACCAGCCCUGUUCAGCAGGCAGCUCUGCAGAGUGCCAGCCAGCCCUGCCCCCAUCCCGUGCCCUGCACAGAGGUGCGGGGCCCGCUGCGUAGGCCCUGAGCCUGCAGCUGAUGGGAAAUGCUCUGCUCUUUACAGCUCUGCUUCGUUUGUGGCAAUCUGGGGGCCUUCAUCACCUGCGCAGAGCCGGGCUGCGACCGCAGCUUC